CACUUAAAAAAAAAAAGACUUGCUUUGGGUGUCUUUUGAUGUAAAUUCAGCUUUUCCAGCAAGAAGGCGGUGGGAAGAUGUUGCAAAUGAGAACUUCAAGGGUUGUGAGUCUGUUGCUGCGGGACGUCCACAACUGUUCUGCACGGUUCAGAGGUUUUGCUUCUUCGGCCUCAGUGCAGUCCUACGAUAUGAGAAGAGUCGAAAUCACGCCGCUGGAGCAACGGAAACUCACCUUCGACACCCAUCGUCUGGUGCGAGAUCUAGAAGCCCACGGAUUUGCAAAAGAACAGGCUGAAACGGUCGUCUCAGCAUUAAUGAGUUUGUCAGCGGUCAGCCUGGAUACCGUCUACAAGGAUAUGGUAACGCAAGCCCAACAGGAAAUAACUCUGCAACAGAUAAUGUUUCACCUGGAUUCUAUUCGCAAGGAUAUGGUCCUUCUUGAGAAGAGCGAAUUUGCCAAUUUGAGAGCAGAAAACGAGAAAAUGAAAAUUGAAUUGGAUCAAGUUAAACAGCAACUAAUGAAUGAAACUAACCAGAUCAGAGCUGAAAACAAGCUGGACAUCAACUUGGAGAGAAGCAGAGUGACCGAUAUGUUCACAGAUCAAGAAAGAAAGCUGAUGGAAGCCUCCACGGAAUUUCAUAAAAAAGAUUCCAGCACCAACAGUUCCAUUACGGAAGUCAACAAUAAAAUAGAUGCUGAGAUUGCAGCUCUCAAAACACUCAUGGAGUCAAAUAAGCUGGAAACCAUCCGGUACUUAGCAGCUUCUGUUUUCACUUGCCUUGCCAUCGCUUUGGGAUUUUAUCGAUUUUGGAAAUAAGAAGCCCACCAAGGUGUGGGGGGGAAGAAAAAGAGGACAGAGCAAAAACAUUCCUCAUUGGGCACCUCCAACAUAUCUGAGAUAACCUCUUCGGGCUGAUCCUUUCCACGUUGUUUUCAUCAGCCAGUGAUCUUUUUCAUCCUCCGUCGCUCUGGACAGAACAGCUCAAACAAUUUGUGCCCCGUGGAAGAGUUGUAGAGGCUGAUCUACUGGAGCCCAAGAGAUCUCUGGAGCUUGAAAACUUAGGAAAGGGAGGUGAAAAUGUACCGGAUGAUCCAAAAGCUGCAGCCAGCUAAUCGUGUCAUAUCCUGCAGCUGGUUUUCUCUUCUCCAGCCUGAUCCUCUUGGCCUUCAUCCUUUUGGGUUGAAUCUUCUUUGCUCUCCAACUGCAGUUGAGUUGGGACCGUAGCUUUGAGAAUUCAGAUUGGCUGCGAAUUUACACAGUUGCACUCCUAACAUAUCUGGAAAGUGCCCAAUAACAGAACGUUGGUUUCCACGCACGAGCGUGUUUCCAAGUUUACAGUAGUGGCCAAAAUUGUGGAAACCUUUUAGGAAAAGUGUAUUUUCUAAAACUAGCUAAUAACACCACUUUUUUGGGGGGAGUGGGGGAGUAGUGCCAUCAAAUUAUAUAUCAAUGGAAAGAUAAUUUAAUCAAGAAUGUCAUGCAAUCACUUUUAUGAAGGAUUUGCUCUUAGAAUAGCAGUUACCGUAUAAAGAAGAAAAGGGAAACGCGUAGAAAAAAACGAGAUCUACAAAAAUGAUCACCAUAGAAAAAACAAGCUAUACAAAAAUGAUCACCAUGUCAGCUAAUAUUUAGUUGGGUAACCUUUAGCAUUAAUUACGGCCUUACAACGUCUUCCCAUGGAGUGACCCAAGUCUUUUAGUUCUGCAGCUGUUCUCAUGGGAAACCAAGAUUGAAGGGUUGUUUCUAUUAACUGGGUUUUAUUGCUGGGUCGCUUCUGACUAACCAGUUUCUUUCGUCGGCUCCAUAGAUUUUCCAUUGGGUGAAGGUCUGGGCUUUUCCCAGGCCAUUCCAGCAGUGGAAUAGGAUUAUCUCGAAACUCCAAAAUAAAAAGUGGUGUUAUUAGCCAUCAAACCUCAAAAAUACACUUUCCCCAAAAGGUUUCCACAAUUUCGGCCACUACUGUGGAGCUGCUGGUGGAGAAAUUUCAUCAGAUGUUCCACUGCCUUCCUAUAUAACAGCACUAGAGGAUAGUGUCUCACUUGGGACGAGAAAACCAACCAACAGAGAAUGUUCAAAAAACUGCUUUAUCCUGA
Molecule: messenger RNA, 2095 nt
Organism: Pantherophis guttatus
Lineage: Eukaryota; Metazoa; Chordata; Lepidosauria; Squamata; Colubridae
Gene: CCDC90B
Product: coiled-coil domain containing 90B
Cellular component (GO): mitochondrion
Source: RefSeq, a predicted model, not a curated record